ACACAUAAAUAGGCGGAAAAGGACUUGGAACUUUGCAGUCACUCGUCCCGACAGCCACAUCCACAGCUCUCCUCUCCCCUUCUCCUCACCUUCAGCCCUCUACUCCACUCAGCUGCAGUCCAUCAUUCAUCUGGAACCCUGAGCAAACCCAGUCUUCUCCCCCGAUCUACUCUUAUCAUGGACACCACAAAAAUGACUAUCUCCCUCUUUGAGGCACUCUGUCACCUGAUUGUCUUGAUGCUAAGUCUGGGCCAAGGAAUUCAUUCGAUGCCUGUCCCUACUGACAUCCCCAUGUGCACAGCUUCAGAAACUGCCCAGUAUAGUCUCACAUUUACUGGCAAGUGGACCCAGGCAGCUUUUCCUAAGCAGUAUCCUCGCUACCGUCCUCCUGCACAGUGGUCAAAUCUUAUUGGGGUGACCCACAGCUCUGACUUCCACAUGUGGCAACGUAAUGAGUUUGCCAGCAAUGGAGUGAGGGAGUUCACGGAGAAAGGUGAGGCUUGGACGCUUGUGAAGGAAGUCGAGACGGCCGGUGAACGCAUCCAGAGUGUUUAUGGGAUCCUCUCCGCUCCCGCUGUCGUGGGCGGCACAGGCCAGAUGAACACUGAGUUUGAGGUCUUUGCCAGGCACUCCUUUCUGUCAUUUAUUGUACGGAUCGUCCCAAGCCCAGACUGGUUUGUGGGUGUGGACAGUAUAGACCUGUGUGAUGGCGACCACUGGAAAGAAAAUGUGUCAGUGGAUCUUUUUCCAUAUGAUGCAGGAACUGACAGUGGGUUCACCUUCUCGUCUCCCAACUUUGAGACCAUCCCACAGGAUAAAAUCACACAGAUCACUUCCUCUUUCCCUAGUCACCCAGCCAAUUCCUUCUUCUACCCCCGCCUAAAGCACCUACCACCCAUUGCGAAGGUCACACUGACCAAAAUAAAGAAGACCAAUAAGAUCAUCAGCCUGCCCAUGGAGCCCACUCAAUCCAACCAGCUGCCAACAGGAAAUGAGAUUGAAGAUAAGCUCAUAAAUACCCCUCUGGACUGUGAAGUGUCAGUGUGGUCUCCCUGGGGCUUGUGCAAGGGCAAAUGUGGAGAGUCAGGCGUUCAGCACCGCACACGCUACAUCAUAAUGCACCCAGCCAACAAUGGAGCAGCCUGUCCCCUGCUGGAGGAAGAGCGGAAGUGUUUCCCAGACAACUGUUUAUGACUAGGCCAGGAAAGGAGGGAAAAGAAAGAGAGGAAGGAGAGGAGAAAGAAGAAGGAGAGGAAAGCCAGAAAAGGGAGGAAAGGACGAAGACGCAACAGCAACAAUAAAAGGUCCGCAAUUUAAUCACAUGAAGUUUAACCAUCACAAACCAGCUUCCAUCGGCUCUCCCUGGCCAAACUGUUUCUGUGGAAAUCACUAAUAUACAUACUGAUUAUGUGACUGUUCAACUGGGAGAGUGUGCCUUAAAAAAAUCCUUAAUCUUCCCUUCAUAUUGAUAGAUCUGACAGCACUAAAGAGGUGUAGUUUGGCAAAAUAGCCAUUAGACACCAAUUCAGUUUUGGCAGAAUAUCAAAAUUGUCUGGGGAGAGAUCAAUGCUGUUUAGUAAUUAGAAAAUGAGCUGAAAACACAAGUUGGCACUGUAAUUGGAUUUGCUUUGACACUUCUGAAGAUCACAAAUAUUUGUUUGCUACUCCAAGCAGCUUUUAUUUAGAGGAUUUAGAAAAAAUCCUGGCAUAAGAUCCAAAAUUAUACAAAUUAUAUCAAACUAAGAAAAGGUGGAAAUACGGUGCUUCAAUAGCCCCAUUAGCAGAAGUAAUAUGAUAACAAAAGUGACAUAUACACUUUCCUAAAUUUAAAACAUAAUGUUUAAAGAAACAUUGCGCUUGUUUUCCUAAAGAAAAUGGAUAUAUUUAUUGACAGGAUUUUAACCUGUAGUGUACAGCAUAUGAAAUCUGAAAUAAUUUGUAUUCCUUUACGUUACUGAGUUAAAACAGAAAAACUUGCUUUGUAAAAUACUAAAACACUAAAAAUAUGUGUAUUUUUUUUGUAAAGCUCAAUAAAAUGUGAAUACAA
Molecule: messenger RNA, 2047 nt
Organism: Haplochromis burtoni (Burton's mouthbrooder)
Lineage: Eukaryota; Metazoa; Chordata; Actinopteri; Cichliformes; Cichlidae
Gene: spon2b
Product: spondin 2b, extracellular matrix protein
Exons: 6
Coding region: 178-1194 (338 amino acids)
Biological process (GO): cell adhesion
Cellular component (GO): extracellular matrix
Source: RefSeq, a predicted model, not a curated record